Molecule: messenger RNA, 1926 nt
Organism: Puma concolor (puma)
Lineage: Eukaryota; Metazoa; Chordata; Mammalia; Carnivora; Felidae
Source: RefSeq, a predicted model, not a curated record
AUGGAAGAGCCUAAUCCAAGAGAUUUCAGAGCCGGUCGGGACGACAGAGGUGGUGCCAGUGGCGGUGGUGGUGCCAGUGGCGGCGGUGGUGGCAGAGGCGGUGGCAGUGGCGGCGGCGGCAGCAGAGGCAGGGGCAGAAGCGGCAGGGGCAGGAGCUGCUACGUGGAGGUCUUCGGCCCCCGAGAACCACCUCUGUGCUUUAAAUUAAAUAACAACAUGAUUGGUGUGGUAAUUGGUCGUGGUGGAUCCAAGAUAAAAGACAUCCAGAGUACGACCAGCACCAAAAUACAGAUCAUGAAAGGCGAUUCUGAAGCAGAGGUGAAAAUUUUUGGUACCAAGGAUAUGAAAGCAAAGGCCAAGGCGGCUAUAGAAACUCUCAUUAAAAAACAAGAACGAGGCUACACUUCAGAAUCCAGUGUUGAUAAUGCUGGCCCUCAGCCCUUUGUGGGACGAGAUUUUCACACAGAUACCACUGGUAGACAAGUUCAGCCACUGAUAGAGUGGGAUCAGGUCAGGGCAGAAGUCGUAGAGUGGGAAAAAAGAAAAUGGGCAGAUUUACCACCAAUUCAGGAAAAUUUUUAUGUAGAAUCCAAAGCAACAAGGUCAAUGUCUCGAGUUCAGGUAGAUAUGUGGAGAAAGGAAAAUUUUGACGUAAUGUGUGAUGACUUGAAAGAUGGUGAAAAGCGUCCCAUCCCCAAUCCCAUCUGUAAAUUUGAGGAUGCUUUCCAACCCUAUCCUGAACUUAUGAAAAACAUUAGAAGAGCUGGUUUUCAAAACCCAACGCCGAUUCAGUCACAGGCAUGGCCAAUUAUUCUACAAGGAAUCGAUCUUAUAGGAGUUGCCCAAACGGGAACAGGCAAAACUUUGUCCUAUUUAAUGCCUGGGUUUAUUCAUCUCAAUAAUCAACCAGUAUCGAGAGAGGAAAGGCAUGGACCUGGCAUGCUGGUCCUUGCACCCACUAGAGAAUUAGCUCUUCAGGUGGAAGCUGAAUGUUCUAAGUAUUCAUACAAAGGUCUUAAAAGUGUUUGUAUAUAUGGUGGUGGGAAUAGAGAUCGACAAAUACGAGACAUUACCAAAGGAGUAGACAUCAUUGUUGCAACUCCUGGACGACUGAAUGAUCUGCAAAUGAAUAAGUUUGUCACCCUACAAAGCGUAACCUACUUAGUCCUAGAUGAAGCAGAUAAAAUGCUAGAUCUGGGGUUUGAACACCAGAUAAUGAAGAUUUUAUUAGAUGUGCGCCCAGACCGCCAGACCAUUAUGACAAGUGCAACCUGGCCAGAUACCAUUCGUCAACUUGCUCAAUCUUAUUUGAAAGAGCCUAUGAUUGUUUAUGUUGUCACUCUGGAUCUAGUUGCUGUAAAUACAGUGAAGCAAAUUGUAAUUGUUACCACAGAAGAAGAAAAACGAUCUCUUAUCCAAGAAUUCCUAGAGAGCCUAUCACCCCAAGACAAAGUCCUCAUCUUCGUCAGCAGAAAACUUGUCGCUGAUGACUUAUCCAGUGAUUUAGGCAUACAAGGUAUCCCUGUACAAUCACUGCAUGGUGACAGAGAACAACAUGAUCGUGAACAAGCACUAGAGGACUUUAUCGGACAAGUGAAAAUAUUGAUUGCUACCGAUUUAGCAUCCAGAGGUCUUGAUGUUAAUGAUGUCACCCAUGUGUAUAAUUAUGACUUCCCCCGCAAUAUCGAAGAAUACGCACACAGAGUGGGGCGUACUGGAAGAGCAGGGAAGACUGACAUAUCGAUUACCCUCACAACUCAAAAUGAUUGGAAGAUUGCCACUGAAUUGAUUAAAAUUCUGCAACGAGCAAAUCAAAGUGUCCCCAAAGAUCUUAUAACAAUGGCCGAACAAUACAAGUUACAUAAGCAAAAAAAGGACGCAGGAAGAAAAUCAAAAUCUCGUGAAAAACCCAAGGAGUCUUGUUGA